GCGUAUCCUUCCAUCGGCACAUGACCAGUCGAGAAUUUCUAUUCGCGCAAUAUGGGCAUCUCCAGCAGCAAGCAAGCGCGGUCGACAACGUCGCCGUCCCUACCUGCAACCCCCCACUUGACGGAGACUCCUCCGGCAACAUCCUCGCACCACGCGCCGUUGAUGAAUGGGGUAUCUGUCGCCGCACGUCGCAACGCCCACCAUCACCAGCAACAGCAACAGCACCGCGCCAUGACGACCGACCACGACCCGGACUGCGAUACGGGCGAAAUGAUCCAAUUGUUCAUGUACAACCGGUGUCCCCGGGCCAUCGUGCAUCAUUACAUUCCGGCCAACUUGCCCAUGAUGCCAAUCUUCACGGAGGCGUACUUGAGCGACUGCAACAACACGUGGAAGUACAUCUUGAGCUCGUCCACGGACCGCAUGAAGGAAUUCAAGAAAUCUGGCAUUGUGUUGUUCUACGACGAGUUCUUCUUUCGACUGUUCCAGCGUGACUCGACGUUCAAGGAAGUGUUCCCUGACAUCCGUCGGCGCGGUGAAAUCCUCAUCAAGGCGCUCACGCUCAUGCUUAAAAGCUGUUCGGACGACAACGCCCGAUUGGUCAACAAAAUCCGGUACCUUGGCCAUCGGCACCGGUUUUUCCCAAAAAUCCGCGCGUUCCAGUUUGCCACGUACACGAGCACGAUGAUCGAAGUGCUCAUGUACUGGCUCGGGGAACUCGCGACGCCAGACGUGGCCGAGGCGUGGAGUAACGUCGUGUGCUUCUUCAUGAAGCACAUGCUCGAGUCCUUCCUCACAGACCGCGUGGAUCCUUUUGAGAGCUACCAGAACACGGUCAUCGAGCACGCGCGUGCUCUGAGCGAACUGGACGAGGACGACAAGAAAGGAGGAGGGCCCAGUGCCAUCGGGAGCAAUGGCUCUCGCGGCAGCCGUGCCUCCAGGGCCUCUGUUCAAAGAUAAUGUAAUCCAUGUAUCCCUCUUUACACACCGGUACACACAAUAAUGCAAUGCUAUUAAUAUCAAAAGACUCCAAUAAUGCCAA
Aphanomyces astaci is the source of this 1042-nucleotide messenger RNA. RefSeq lists its product as hypothetical. The transcript has a single exon. NCBI's taxonomy places the organism in Eukaryota, Oomycota, Saprolegniomycetes, Saprolegniales, Verrucalvaceae. Gene Ontology annotation, molecular function: heme binding; oxygen binding. The record is from RefSeq and is a predicted model, not a curated record. Bases 52 to 960 code for a protein of 302 amino acids.